Molecule: messenger RNA, 1864 nt
Organism: Erigeron canadensis
Lineage: Eukaryota; Viridiplantae; Streptophyta; Magnoliopsida; Asterales; Asteraceae
Product: GTP-binding protein ERG
Exons: 8
Coding region: 155-1495 (446 amino acids)
Biological process (GO): ribosomal small subunit assembly
Molecular function (GO): GTP binding; ribosomal small subunit binding; rRNA binding
Source: RefSeq, a predicted model, not a curated record
CGACAAUCUUAAACCCUCGAUAGAACCCUUUCUUCUCCAUCUAUACUCGCCUCAUUUUCUUCACCUUGACCAAUCAAUCAUUUAAUCAAACUCCAUUUCUCAAAUCCAAUAAACCAUCUUUCAAUUACAUGUUCAUUACAAAAAAACCAUAAAGAUGAAAGCUUUAAGAAUCUUUCAAACACUUAGAAGGACCCCACAAAAUACCCAUCUCAAAAAUCCUGUUUUUUUGACUAGAUUUUUUGCUUCACAAACGUUAGAAGAAAACCCAGUUCAAGAUUCUCAAGAAAACAACAAUGUCAGCAGCUAUGGGUUUGAUAGUAGUGAAUAUGAACUGCCCAACAGGAAUUUAGGGUUAGGAUUAAGGCCAGGGUCCAAUGAGGGUGGGACACGUGUCAAGGAAUCAACUUGGGAUGAAAAGUAUAGAAAGAAAGUGAACAAGACUAUUUUUGGUGAAGAAAGUGAGAAAGGUUUGAAAGAAAGGAAGUAUAAGAAAAAGGGUAAGACUAGGAAUGAGAGAAUGAUUGAACAAGAGGAGAAACGGCGACGGAUUCUUUCGCAGACGUUGCUUGAAGCUGCGGUGGCGGAAACGGAUGAGGAAGAGGAGGAGGAUGAGGUUGUGAAAGUUGAAGAUCAGUUGUCGUUGUCGGUUGGGAUUAUUGGUGCUCCUAAUGCUGGGAAAUCUGCACUUACUAAUUUCAUGGUUGGGACGAAAGUCGCUGCAGUUUCACGGAAGACAAACACAACUACGCAUGAAGUACUUGGAGUGAUGACGAAAGGGAAAACUCAAAUUUGUUUCUUUGACACCCCGGGGCUUAUUAUGAGAAGUGGCGGAGUCCCAAAAUCUGACAUUAAAGUUCGAGUUGAAAGUGCUUGGAGUUCGAUGAAUCUUUAUGACAUGCUCAUUGUUAUAUUUGAUGUUCAUAGACAUCUUACCAGGCCUGAUAAGAGAGUGAUUGGACUUAUUAAACAAAUGGGUUCACAAGUCAAUCCGAAACAAAAACGUGUAUUAUGCAUGAAUAAGGUAGAUUUGGUAGAGAAAAAGAAAGAUUUGUUGAAGGUUGCCGACCAGUUCAAAGAUCUCCAAGGAUAUGAAAGGUAUUUCAUGAUAUCUGGACUCAAGGGUUCGGGAGUCAACGAUCUAACUGAAUAUCUAAUGGAACAGGCAGUUCAAAGACCAUGGGAUGAAGAUCCCCUUGUGAUAACCGAAGAUGUCAUGAAAAGCAUAUCUUUAGAAGUUGUCAGGGAAAGAUUACUAGACCAUAUUCAUCAGGAGAUUCCAUAUGAUGUUGAACAUCGAUUAAUAGAUUGGAAGGAAUUACGUGAUGGCUCUAUAAGGAUUGAGCAGCAUUUCAUCACCAACAAACUCAGCCAACGAAAAAUAAUUGUUGGCAAGAAUGGUUCUAAAAUAGGGAGAAUAGGUGUUGAAGCAAAUGAAGAGUUGAGAUCCAUAUUCAAACGAGAUGUCCAUCUGAUCCUUUUGGUCAGACUCAAAUGACAGAAUCCAUAAAAAUCAAUCAUCUAGCUUGCUUUGUUGUUUAUACAAAAUGCUCCUAAGUCCCAAUUAAAGAUUUAAGAACAGAAGACCGAGUUCUUGCUACUAUACUGGAGCUUGUUUUUGGCAUUUAGCACUUCUGCAGGACUGAUUUGACAUCCAAGAUUAGGAAUUGGAUUUAUCUACCUUCACUAAGGAAGAAUACUGUGGUAGUGUGCCACACUACCACCCCUACCAUUAUUUCUUUUUUUUUUCUCCCUUUAGUGGUUACUCGACGUACCAGAAAGGUAUAGUUUGCUGAAUGUAAUUUUAUUUCUAUAUUAAUUCUGAUUUUUUACAAUAGCUAAUAUAUAUAAUGAUCUUUCGAUGGCA